Molecule: messenger RNA, 522 nt
Organism: Chinchilla lanigera (long-tailed chinchilla)
Lineage: Eukaryota; Metazoa; Chordata; Mammalia; Rodentia; Chinchillidae
Gene: Ndufa7
Product: NADH dehydrogenase (ubiquinone) 1 alpha subcomplex, 7, 14.5kDa
Exons: 4
Coding region: 62-403 (113 amino acids)
Biological process (GO): ATP synthesis coupled electron transport; mitochondrial electron transport, NADH to ubiquinone
Cellular component (GO): mitochondrial inner membrane
Source: RefSeq, a predicted model, not a curated record
CGCGCUUCCCAGAAGGCCCCGCGGUAGAGACGUCACCGGAGCCCUUCGGCGUUGACGAAAGAUGGCGUCCGCUACUCGCAUUAUCCAGAAGCUGCGGAACUGGGCUUCCGGGCAAGACCUGCAGGCGAAGCUGCAGCUGCGAUACCAGGAGAUCGCCAAGCGGACACAGCCUCCUCCCAAGCUCCCCGUAGGCCCCAGCCACAAGCUGUCCGGCAAUUACUACUGCACGCGCGACGGCCGCCGGGAAGCCACGCCCCCCUCGGUAAUCAUGUCCUCGCAGAAGGCGCUGGCGUCAGGCAAGACAGCAGACAGUUCAGCUGUGGCAGCUACUGAGAAGAAAGCCGUGACUCCCGGUCCUCCCUUGAAGAAGUGGGAGCUGUCCCAGGACCAGCCUUACCUGUGACACCGUGUGCUGGUCACCUGGCCACGUCCCCAAGGCCACCUGACUGCAUUUCCUCCUGGAAUUCCCUCAGGGGAGAAUGCGACUUAAUUGAUGACAAAUACACAGAACUCUCUACCAUG